AUAAGCGCUGUCGUCAACGCAGGGUUAAGUAAAAAAAGGCGCGCUUUGAUUCGUUAAGCGAGACGAAAAUGGAGGCAAUUCCUGUUCUCUGAAGAUAUUUUAUCUCUCUCUCUUUUUUAAUUUUCUAACCUCAUCCCUCUCUCCUUUUCUCUCUCUUUCUUUUGUUGUUAUAAACAAGUAUAAAUCCAUCACUUUCCCUCUCAUCCUCACUUCGCUGCCUCUGCUCGCUGCAGAAAGCGUCCAAUUCCUUUUCAUUUCGUCCCUCUUUUGCCCUAAAAAUAAUUCAUACUCGUCGCGUUCCAUCGGUCGUUUUUUCUCCAUUGCUCCUUCCAUUGAUGUUGAUUUUAGCUGAGUGAUUGAGGGAUUAACUUUUAUCGUGCUCAGCAUCGACGAUCCAUUCAAUUCUGGAUCUUUGACUUGACGAAGCUGAACUUAACUAUACCGUUGAAGGAGAUAUUGUUAAAUUUGUUGCUUGUUUUGGUUGUUUUUCUUUUUGAUCGGGUCAACAGAGUUUGCUGGGAGGGGUUUAACCGACGAUCUCUGUCUGUAAAGGCUUCAGAUCGCUCUCUUUCAGUGAGUACUUUCAAUUCCAUUAUGUUGGAAUGAUAUUUGCAGCUCCUUACUGUAACAAUUGUCCUUGUUGCGUUGAAAGGGUUUGGAGCUGGUGAGAUCUUGAUAGAGGCAAUCCGAAGAAAAACAGUUGGAAUUUCCAACCUUUUUUUUUUGUUCUAUUCAUUCCUUUUUUUUUUUAAAGUAAAUUCAUUCGAUCUUCCGCUCUCUCUUGUUCCUCAACUGAUUGCGACCGCUUUUCAUUUAAAAAGAAGAGCGUCCGAUCUAGAGCUUUACCGAUGGCUUUCUUCGGCGGCACGCAGCAGAAGUGUAAGGCUUGUGAGAAGACUGUUUACGUGGUCGAUCAGCUGUCUGCUGAUGGAGUCACUUAUCACAAGUCCUGCUUCAAGUGCAGUCACUGCAAAGGUACUCUGAAGCUAAGCAACUAUUCCUCAAUGGAAGGUGUUCUGUACUGCAAACCUCAUUUUGAGCAGCUCUUCAAGGAGACUGGUAGUUUCAAGAAGAAUUUUCAGUCACCUGCAAAGUCGGCUGAGAAGUUAACUCCAGAACUGACUAGGUCGCCUAGUAAAGCUGCUAGCAUGUUUUCUGGUACACAAGAAAAAUGUGCAACUUGUGGCAAAACUGCUUAUCCUCUGGAGAAGGUAACAGUGGAGAGCCAGGCCUACCAUAAGUCCUGCUUCAAGUGUUCCCAUGGUGGCUGCCCAAUUACCCCAUCAAACUAUGCUGCUCUGGAAGGCAUUCUUUACUGUAAGCACCAUUUCUCCCAACUUUUCAAGGAGAAAGGGAGCUACAACCAUCUAAUCAAGUGUGCAUCCAUCAAGCGCCCAGCCGCCUCUGUUCCAGAUGCUCGACCCUGAUACCCUAAUUUAUAUACAGAAGAUUAUGUUGUCCUUGUCCAACACGGUUUCCGUGUUUGAUGGAGUCCAUUACCCGUCAGGGUAUGAUUUCUCUUGAUGUCUGUUUGAUUUUCUUUUCUGGGAACUGGCAAACUUGAUUCUCUUCGUUUUCUUUCCGCCGAUCUUUGUGAGCAUUGUUGUGCAUUGGAUUCAUGAGAUGUGAAUUUGCAGUGCGUACCUGCAAAUGCCAUCAUCAUUAUAUCAAGUAUAAUUAGAGUUUUGGCUUGUUGUUUCAUCCUUGUUAUUGAUUUGAUGCGAGAGAGCUUGUCUGAAGACAUGGAGGUGUUGCUUCACAGAAGCUAGCGUGGAAUAGUUAAAAGAUGAUAUUUUCAGGUC
Molecule: messenger RNA, 1802 nt
Organism: Nelumbo nucifera (sacred lotus)
Lineage: Eukaryota; Viridiplantae; Streptophyta; Magnoliopsida; Proteales; Nelumbonaceae
Source: RefSeq, a predicted model, not a curated record